Molecule: messenger RNA, 633 nt
Organism: Anopheles coustani
Lineage: Eukaryota; Metazoa; Arthropoda; Insecta; Diptera; Culicidae
Exons: 4
Coding region: 1-633 (210 amino acids)
Biological process (GO): sleep; regulation of synaptic transmission, cholinergic; positive regulation of voltage-gated potassium channel activity
Source: RefSeq, a predicted model, not a curated record
AUGAAACGGGUCGCCUGGGCACGUGGAUGCGGCGUCAAAAUGGCGGACGUAUUAAAACAUAUCAACAGAUACGCGUUGGCGCAGCUCGUUCUGGUCACGCUCGUCCUGAUUGUGCCGUUCCGGAUGGUGCACGCUAUCGAUUGCUUCAAGUGCGUCUCGAUGAACGGUGCCAACAAGGCGUGCGACGAUCCGUUCCACAACAACUACUCGGCCGCCAUCCUCGAGUCGCCGUGCAUGGGCGGCCGAAAGGGACGGGAUGGGCUGUUUCCGGCUACAUCGUGCAUUAAAAUUGCCGGUUAUUACGAUGAUACCGGCGAAACUAUAACGGUCCGUGGCUGUGCUCUGGACAGUGGCACGUUAACUACGGACACCGAAAUAAUUCGCAUGUCCCACUGCGGGCGGUUCUACUACGACGACAGAUACGUCCACGGGUGUCUACAAAGUUGCAACGAUGCCGACGCCUGCAAUGGAGCGCGAACGGUGGGUGCCCCGGGCGCGAUGGGAAUGGUUUGGUCCGUGCUGGCAUUAAUCCUGGCCGUCGCUGGCAGGACGCUGCUGGGAACAUCAUCAUCAUCAUCAUCCUCCACAUCACUCCACCCGACCGUGGAUCGUCUGGGCGCCGACGGAAGCUAA